GCGCGAAUGCUAAAAAUCAGAAAAUUGGUGUGAAGGUGCUAUUAAAAAAAAUCAAGCAAGGUCGAACUUUUUUUUUAGUAAAUAUUAUUAUAAAAUGAGACAACGUGACAUUAGACGCAUGUGGGCAACAAUUGUGCAUCAUACGGGGAAAGAUAAAUAUACAAAUGAAGAAUGGCAAGAAAGUUUCGAGUCAUUUUAUCAAUGCAUGCAAUUGCCCACCGAGCCCUACAUUGAUAUCGACAAAUUGGUUAAAAUCGAAAAAAUGCCAUCAGAUAAGCAGUUGAAGAAGAACAAGAUUAAUAAUUCUCUAGAUUUAAAAUUGAAGGAAGACUCGAAUAAUUCGAGCGACAUAAUUGAGGACUUGCAACCACUGUCGGCACUACAAAAACGAAUAAAAUUUCUAGUGAAAUCGACGGAAUCAAUCCCAAUAACGCAAAAAUCCGAGACAAAUAUAAGCGAACAAAAAACGUCUGUAAGUUCUGAAAGGACCAUUGAAAUUCCGACUAAACGUAGGCGAGGUCGCAGGCCGAUCAAGAAGAUUGAACAAUCUGAAUGUCAACCAACGAAAACUGAAAAAGAAGAGCUGGGUAUUCUGCAAGCACAAAAAGAGGAGCAAGAGAGCAAGAAAAAACCUGAGCUAGUUUUGCCAAAAGAAGAGCCAUCAAAAGAGCAAUCAAUUCAAAAGCAAACGACACAAGCAACAAAGCGUCAAGUAAAAAAGUCGGCGGAUUCACAACCGUUAAAAUCUGAAAACGAUUUGAGUAUUCAAGACCAGGAAAAAAAGCGAAAUGGCAAUCAAACGGGUUCAAAGAAAAGGACUUUAGAAAAUCAAGCAUUUAGUCAAGAACCUAAACGCGCCAGACUGAACCCAAGAUCACGUUCAAAGCGGCAAUCGAAAUUGAACCCAAUAAAUGGGAUACUAAUGGCGCACAAAUCGCCGACUGCAAUCAAUUUGAUAUAUGAAGCCCCAACGUCCAGAUCAGAAGAACCCGUGCAGUCAACAGAAAUUGCUGAAAAUCUGAUUGUUCAAAAUCAAGAAUCCAGUCGAAACGAUUUUAAAUGCAUUACGAGGGACUGCUCUGAGAUAAUAGAAGUUGAGGACAAAUCAUCGCCCAUUCAUGAACCUAUAUUAAUACAUCUGUCGAAUGAAGAUAACACUGAAAUCAGCCCUGCCGGUGGUACAUCUGAGACUAUUGAAGUGGAUGACAAUUCAACGCCCAUUCCAAUGGAUGAAUCUGUAUUCACAGAUCUAAAAAUCGAUGACUAUCAGGAUAUAAAUCAAUUGUUGAUUGAAAAUAACAAUGCCGAUUUGAUAAUUGAUUCCAAAGAGAAUUCUGAUUGUGAUGAGAUUGAACGUUACUUGCAAUGCUGUAAUGCCAAAACGCCCAGUGAAAUUGAUGAUGAAAUUGCUGAUACUUCAAUUUUCGAUAAUAUUCCCAACGAGACAGUAGAAACAACGAAGAUGAUUAAAACGCCGAAUGAAAUUGAUCAUACAAUUUCAGAUGCUUUAACUUAUGCCGAUAGUAUUCCCAACGAGAAAACACAGACAGCAGAGACAACGGAGAUUAUUAAAACACCGACUAAAAUCGUUCAUGAUAAUAUUCCCAAUGAGGGAACUGAGACAACGGAGAUAAUUGAAACACCCACUAAAAUUGGUUUAGAAAUUCCAGAUAACUCAAACCAUUUCAAUAAUCUUUCCAGCGGAAAAGAAGAUACAACGGUAGUCCUUAAAACGCCGAGCGAAAUUGAUAAUGAAACUAUAGCUACUAACUUUUUUGACAAUAUUCCCGACUUGACAACGGAAACUACAGAGAUAUUUAAAACGCCCUUGGAAUUGGAUGCGAUAAUUCAAGAUGUGCUGAACUAUGAGUUUGAAGAUGACGCUUUAUCGGUAGCAACAUCUUGGGAUGGGGAGGAUUUAUUUCCACCUGAUACUAAAACUGACACAGAUCCAAACACUAAAGAUACAAAUAAAAAAGAUGUACAAAGGAUAUCAGUCAAAUCAGAGAAGACAGAAACGGAAGAACCGAUUCAAGAAUUAAAUGUUCAAGCUGUUAGACAUACAGCUUCAGCUAAGGCGACGUUUGAAGAAUUGCGCAGGUUUCGCAUACCCAAGAAAAUUGAUGCAAAGGAAUCAAGUCCACAAGAGCAACGUCACUUGAAUGGAUACCACGAAAAGCAAAAGGAAAUAAAUCUGCGAGAGCAACGUCCUUUGAAUAGAUGCCAAAAGCUGAAUGGACAAGUCCAAGCGAAACAAGCACCACAAACAGUUCGGCAAAACAUUCAUUCACGCGAACAGCAAAUGUCUAGUAACAGUUGCAAUGGAUCAAUGCCAAGUAAAUUGAGUAGAGUGCCUAUUUUUGCACCUCCUUAUCGAUUACCAGCUUGUGAGCCAUCACCAUCGCUCCCAAUCACUCCGAGCGCCUAUUCCAAUGACAAUAAUGGAAUGUCUGAAAUCUUUGGCAUCAAGUGCUGGCGUCAUUUUUCUCAAAGAUGUCGUAAAACCGUUUGCAAUCACAGUCUUGCCGAUAUUGGAGAUGUCAAGCGUCGGCUUGACCUGAUGAAUAAUUCUCAGCUAGUCUGCGCCUAUAAUUUUGUCUUGCGCCAUAGCGCCCUCUUCAAAUUCUGUUUCUCACUGUUUGCUGAGAUCUUUGGCAGACGUUCUGUGCAAACGAAACUCGUUCAAAUGGUUGAGCAUUGUAGUCUCUAUAUGGAUCUCUGUGUCCCAUUCACCACUGAGAUUUUCUAUUUAAUGGUGCGCUAUAAGAUUCCACCAGAAGUGGCAGCGAGUCACUUUAUGAAGCAUUUGUGGAAGCCGACUAACGCCAGUAUGUAUCCGGAUUUGGCAUUGCAGUUGCUAAGGAUCCUGGCCAGCGCUGAUUGGUAUAAUUAUACCACGCAUCUUGAGGAGCUAUUUUCACACAAAGAAUUUAAGACUCCCAUCGAGUUUAUAGUGUCGAUUGCACAAGAUGCUAUAGCUAAGAAUCAGCCGCUGCUUAUUGACAAAUUGUACGAGCUCCACAGCUGCAACAGACGGAGCAGCAACAACAAGAAGGGGAACCGCAAGAAAAUCAAAAGCAGCUGGCGGAAGUGCAACUGCAGCUAA
Drosophila innubila is the source of this 3106-nucleotide messenger RNA. RefSeq names its product protein deadlock. The transcript is spliced from 5 exons. The coding region runs from base 95 to 3106 and encodes 1003 amino acids. The record is from RefSeq and is a predicted model, not a curated record. NCBI's taxonomy places the organism in Eukaryota, Metazoa, Arthropoda, Insecta, Diptera, Drosophilidae.